CUAAUUGCAGGGGACUGCCUGCAGUCCCCCAUCACAGGUGCAUCCGAGCCAACAUUCUGCAGCGUGCGUCCGCAUCUCAAUAGCUGUUAAUGAUUCGUCAGCCCAAGAAAACACCCACCAACACCCCAUCAACGGUUGUAGACAAUUCACUAAAAAGCGUUGGCCGCGGCUUGUGGGACCCCGGGCUCUCGGGAAUGGCAUUCACAGCCGACGGUGGUAUGCAGUAUGCUGCUUUUGGCAGCCAGGGCACAGGGCAAUUUUUGAGUCAGCUCUGUUGAGUCAUCCGAGGCAUGACUGAGUUUGAGAAUCAUGCAAAUGGCUUCGUAUCGAGUAGCAGUACCUGUAUUGAUGAUUCU
This is a messenger RNA of Suhomyces tanzawaensis NRRL Y-17324, 356 nucleotides long. RefSeq lists its product as uncharacterized. The record is from RefSeq and is a predicted model, not a curated record. NCBI's taxonomy places the organism in Eukaryota, Fungi, Ascomycota, Pichiomycetes, Serinales, Debaryomycetaceae. The transcript has a single exon. The coding region runs from base 90 to 278 and encodes 62 amino acids.